AUGAUGGAUUCAAAAAAGUUCUACAGUCAAUUGAGUAUUAGUACCAACAAGCAAAAACUACAGUACAUACAGGAUGUUGCAUCCUUAGUAUUGGGAGUUGUUGCGGGGAUAAUAACACUCGAGUCCUUGAAAGGGUUUCUCUUUUUCUUCGGUGGUUUGUCACUAACCAAUGCAGCUUUCUAUGUAUUGUGUGGACAGGGUAAUAUUCACAAGUUUUUCCAAAGUCCAUUUCAAGAAAUAUUUGUUCUGGGUGUUGUAGGAAACCUUCCAGGUUAUAUCAUGAUGUGGUGUUUGGUUUACGCAUUAGUUAAGUCGAGCUCAUGA
This is a messenger RNA of Lodderomyces orthopsilosis Co 90-125, 324 nucleotides long. RefSeq lists its product as uncharacterized. Gene Ontology annotation, biological process: autophagosome assembly; protein folding in endoplasmic reticulum. Lineage: Eukaryota; Fungi; Ascomycota; Pichiomycetes; Serinales; Debaryomycetaceae. The transcript has a single exon. The coding region runs from base 1 to 324 and encodes 107 amino acids. Gene Ontology annotation, cellular component: membrane; endoplasmic reticulum; EMC complex. The record is from RefSeq and is a predicted model, not a curated record.